This is a messenger RNA of Carassius gibelio (silver crucian carp), 1142 nucleotides long. RefSeq names its product BH3 interacting domain death agonist (gene bida). Gene Ontology annotation, cellular component: cytoplasm; mitochondrion; cytosol. The record is from RefSeq and is a predicted model, not a curated record. The transcript is spliced from 4 exons. The coding region runs from base 210 to 791 and encodes 193 amino acids. Gene Ontology annotation, biological process: apoptotic mitochondrial changes; positive regulation of release of cytochrome c from mitochondria; positive regulation of intrinsic apoptotic signaling pathway. Lineage: Eukaryota; Metazoa; Chordata; Actinopteri; Cypriniformes; Cyprinidae.
CUACUCUCGCCGAUCGGUUGCAUCCAGCCGCAGCCGAUGUCGAACACACCUCUAUACUUGCGUCAUCCUGGGUGACGCAUGUAAACGGGGGAUUCUCUUGUGCACAUUCGUGUUUGUUUAAUAAGUCGACAGACUUCGCUAUUUCGUGAUGUUUUGACUCGAAGUUUACUGCACCUGUACAAGUCAUUGUACAGGUUUGGGUUUGUGCAAUGGACUUCAACAAAAACUUUGACAGUUUUCCAGACACUUCCCUAGUGCUCCUUUCUUUUCUUAAGCAAAAAGGCUGCCAAAAUAGCCAGCUUCAAAGAGAGCUUGUUUAUCUUGAUGAACAACUAAAUCUGCCUACAAAUCACAAUUAUAUUGAGAGUGAUGAUGAAAUACAAGCGGAUGGACACAGUUUCUCAGUCAGCUACAGAGAACUUCUACAUGAAUUUCAGAAUCAAGUUCAGCCUCAACUACCAGUCAAUGCUGAAGAGGCUCAGGCAGCGAGGGAAAUGGCUGCAGAGUUGAUCAGAAUUGCAGACCUGCUUGAGCAAAGCGUCCUGUCCCAAGCUGCUGAAAGUUUGACCAAGAAACUAUACAGAUCGCAAGAGCAGUUGUGGGGCAGACAUCUGUCUGAUGGAGUGCAGGGCUUACUUCACCAGGUGGCAGGUGCCAGUGAGUUUAAGAAGGAACUUGUGGAGAUGGCCUUCACUUUUGUGCUUAUGAAGACUGUUUGUGAACAUGUUCCUCAAUUUUUGUUUGGUCUUUACAGCUCAGUGGUGCAGUAUUUCUUACCACACAGAUCCUGAUGAGCUCUUUGUUCCAGUUACUCAUUUAUGGAAUGUGCAUAUAUGUAUAUAGAUAAUAAAUGAUACAUUUGAAAUCUUUGCCUGUAAACACAAAUGUAUGUUUUGCUUAAAGUGAUAGUCAAGAUUGAAAUGCUAGCAUUACCUUAUGGGAUUUUUUUUUUUCUGUAAACGUUUCCUUUUUUCUAUGUAUUUCCUUGUAAUACUGUCUGCGAUUAACUUGUUUUUUUGGCACUUUGGCCACGUUAAGUUUUAUGGUCUUGUUAGGCAUUUGUUUCUUUCUUUAACUGCCGUGGGAAAAUAGUUUCCGGUUUAAGCCGGAUAUUAUGCAUUAAACCAAAUUUCUGAAAAAAA